AUGGUGCUGUGGGGUCCGAACGCGCCGGCGGUCGACGCAGGGCGCAGUGCCGCGCUUGCCGGUCAGGUCCACCGUGUCCCCGUUGACUCCCGCAACAGCGGACCAUCUACAACCAUUACGGACCUUACAGACCCGUCCGGAACCGACUGCAGCCAGCCAGAAGGAUCCUAUCUUGUAUUCAAGAUACUUUUUAUCUCUAUAUUCAUAGAACGUAACCCUGCAGAACGUAACACACCCUCCCCCAUCGACCCAGAAGCCAUUGAGGUGGACAUCAAUUUCCAGCCGGAUCCCACAGACCUGGUCCUGUCCAGUGUGCCGGGGGGAGAACUGUUCAACCCGCGCAAACACAAGUUCUCAGAGGAGGAGCUGAAACCGCAGCCUAUGAUCAAGAAGGCCAAGAAAGUGUUUGUUCCAGAUGAGCAGAAGGACGAUAGAUACUGGUCCAGGAGAAAGAAGAACAAUGUGGCAGCAAAGCGUUCUCGCGACGCACGGCGGCUGAAAGAGAACCAGAUCACGGUGCGCGCCUCCUUCCUGGAACGGGAAAACGCGGCACUCCGGCAGCAAGUGGCCGAGCUGCGAAAGGACUGUGGUCGCUGCAAGAACGUCCUGGUCCGAUAUGAGGCUAAGUAUGGCCCACUGUAAAGAACUCAGAAUAACGAAGUAUCAAUGAGACAAAAAGCAGAACUCCCUUCCCCGCAGAAUUCAACACAAACACCAAGGGAAUCUAAAUUUGCACUGUUGUCUUUGCUGGCCUCCAGUCACUGUGUCAAGCUCCCAAGUUUUGGAUACACACUGGUAGGCAGCGAGGCAUGAUGGGAGCGGUGGUCACAGGAAGGCCUGUGGAGAGCGCCUGGCUCCUACACUCAGAGAGAGGAAGCGAACGAUUGUGGAUACUCCCAUGGUCAAACACACAUGGAAAAUAUGAUCCGUCUCAACACGGUUUCAACAAAGUCAGGAAAUAUGAAAAGAGCAGACUGGUAUAAAAGAAUCACAGGCUGUUAAAUACUACACAAAUUAUAGUUUUAUCACUGCACAGCACUUCUUCUUAGUGGACCAAAGCAUGUGUGUAAGUUGUGUAUUUAGACACACUUGCCGUCCCUCACAUUUCCUUGUGUUGUACUUACGUUAGUGUCUGUUAUGUCUGUACUUCCUUUAAAAUACUCCAGCUGUGGCUCAGAAGAAGGAUGUUGAUUAACUCCAGACAGGACAGGAGAGAUGAAUACAUGAAUAAGGGAGCGGGAGACCGAUUCACAGUGGUACUUCCAGGCCGAGGAGAAAGGAAGCAAAGAUCUCAGGCUGGCAGAGGAGAAAAGGAUGAGAGUCCGUUUGUGGUGUGAUUCAGUCACAGUUCUUCCUUCUUAUAAUCCACAUGCACGCCUCUGCGCACACAAACGCUGUUUAAACUGUUUUUGUAUAUAUAGUCAUAAUCUCCCUGCACCAUAGAGAUAUGUGCGUCUAUCAGUGUGUAAUUCAUUUAUGCACUUUUUAAAAAAAACACACACAGUGUGUAGAGAUUAUAGUGGUGGCAGGUAUCUACCUUAUUUACCACAAACACCACGGUAGACACAGUAGCUUGUUAAGAAAAAAACCUUGCAUGGCCCAACAUUUAAAGCUACUCGGUUUCCUUUUCUACUAACCUCAGAUCAGCUUCCAGAGCCUCACACAAGAUUUUGUUAAAGGAGACAGAUUUUAUUAAAAGAUGAUGAUUUUACAAACAGAGAGAGAGAGUAGUUGUUUUGGUUUUUUGUAGGUUACUAUUAAAGGCAUAUGUCUGACGAUCUCCAGGGCCCUCACUAGUGGAGGGGUAUGAUAACAUGUAGGGAUGUUUAUUUUACUGCACACUGCAGGUAGAGGGCGCUAAAGCCACUGCCUGCCAGAUCAUGUUGUAGUGAUAGCUGGAUUGAUUUUUUUUUGUUUUGUUUUUUUCUUAAACGAAGGCAGGCCCAAAGUUGACUGCUUCUAAACCUUGUAAAUAAACAACUCUCAAGUCUCACGGUCUUCAUUUCCUGAGACAGGGAUUCUGACUGUGUCUUUAUUAAUUCAAUACUAUUCCUUAUAUUUGCCAAAUAGUCAAUGAGUGCUGUAUUUAUUCUGAUGGUAAUAAUGCAUCUAUUGAUUGUGAUGUAUAACAAUAUGUCAGAUAAUUCUAUUUCCUUUGAGGAACAAUACUUCUAAUGAAACCAAUGCAGGGAAUUAAAUGGGUAAACUGUGCUUUUGGAUGUUUGUUUUAAAAACAGAUUUAUAUAGUUUUAUGGGAUCUUUUUUUCUCUCUAUAUACUUACAGUAUGUGUCUGAACACACAGAGGACAGAGCAGAUGCUUAUUUACCUCAUCCAACACUUCCUAUUUUGAAUGGGUCAAAGUUUAGCAGGGCUACAGCGUGGUGUUGGUUGAAACAGAGAGCACAUAAAAAGCAGCUUAGUUCCAUUUGGCAAAAACCUUAAAUCCGAGUUGAUGAAUUGAGUUCUUUUUUGCCAAAUUGGCUGAGUCUGUGUCUCAAUUAGUAAAAACAUUACAGACUGUUAUGGGACUCUAUAUCUAAAGUGUCUUUGGCUGAUGCAGAUUUUGCAAUCGGUCGGCUUGUGCUCAUUAUCGCCGUAAUCUUGGAAAGAAAAUACAUGUGGCAAUAAUACUCUGUUAUGUAAUGCUCGUUUUAUUUCAGUGAUGAUGUUGUAUGUAAAAUUGCUAUGAUGUACUAAAUAGAAAUGCCCCAAAGUCAUUUGUGCUUCCAGUUUAGAUCCUCUGUAGUCUAGGAUCCUAAUGCAUGAAACCCAGUGAAUUUGUUUUUUUGUUUUUUGUUUUGCAUAUUUUACACCAAGUGUACUUAUGUCUGUAAACCAUCACUGAAAACUAGAUAUGUUUUUGGAUGGGUAGGAUGGUCUAUUGCACAGUUUUGUCAAAAGAAAAAGCAGAAGAUCUUUGCUAUGAUGUCCUGUGUUUAUGACUGGCAUAAUAGCGCUACCUAUCCUUGUGCAGCCAGUGCUUGACCUUGGGGCGAACAUCAGUUGAAAACAGCAUCUUUUGAUCACUGUGUGGAUUGUUUUCUAUUUACUAAAGAUUGAUCUAUAUCUAGAUACACUGGAUCAGUUGGUGAUUUUGUGUUUUCUUGAUAGAUUCUGUGUCUAAGUUUCCCGAUGGCGUAGUAUAACACACAUUUCCUAGCAAUGUGUUUUAUUUUGCAUUGACAUUCAAACUUGACAUUGACUGCAUUGUGCUGUUUAUACAUUGACGUAGUUGAUGAAUGCAAACUUUUGGUUACUUUUCAACUAGAUUAAAAAUGUUCUGCAUAAGGCUAAGUAAAGGUACUGGCCAAAGGGAGCCUUUUACAAGACAACAAAUCAAGAUAUUUUAUAGUACUGCAUACAGUAUGUAGCACACUUCUUUUUUUUUUUUGAUGCGUAGCACCUCAUGAAACUGGCUUGCAAUUCACAAACCUGCUCAAUGACAUGUAGCAGGCUGCAAAGGAAAAUAAUGAUUAGCAGCGGUUUAGAUCUGCAAAUGUAGAGAUGAAUGUCAGACAAAGAUAGUAAUAGCUGCUAUCUCUAAACUGCUGUUUUCAGGUCUGAAACUGUCCGCUCUGGGCUUCGCAUCGAUACCAUUAUGCCCUUGUGUACACUACAGUAAGUAGCUACAAUACUCCUGGAAAAAUAUUUCAAGUCUAUAUUGCAAACAUUUUUACAGUUUUGUUUGUUUUGUGGUGUUUUCAUUUAUUUUCUCUUUUUAUAUAAACAUAUGUUGGGUGUUUUUGUAUUGUCCUAACCAUGUAUUGGAUACAUGCAACAGCAGUACCAUGUCCUAACUAUCUUGUAUCAUGCAUAUGAAAUAAAUUGGGAUUUAAUGACA
Morone saxatilis (striped sea-bass) is the source of this 3842-nucleotide messenger RNA. RefSeq names its product transcription factor VBP-like. The record is from RefSeq and is a predicted model, not a curated record. Gene Ontology annotation, biological process: regulation of transcription by RNA polymerase II. The coding region runs from base 1 to 642 and encodes 213 amino acids. Gene Ontology annotation, molecular function: DNA-binding transcription factor activity, RNA polymerase II-specific; RNA polymerase II cis-regulatory region sequence-specific DNA binding. Lineage: Eukaryota; Metazoa; Chordata; Actinopteri; Moronidae. The transcript is spliced from 3 exons. Gene Ontology annotation, cellular component: nucleus.